AUGGAAGCUGAGAAACGAAAGAAGCAACAACAGCCAAGCUCUAAGGGGCCUGUCUUUUCAAGAAACAACCCUAGUCCCAGAGCAACCCCUUACUCUCGGCCCAUGUCAUCCUCGGGUCCUUCUGCGUUGGUCGUUCGGCCUGUUAACUAUGCCAGAUCGUCCGGUCAACCGGGGAGUGUGAACUGUUUCAUCUGUGGAGGACCCCAUUUCAUGAAAGACUGCCCCAAGCAAGGAAAUGCCAAGUACUGUGUCCGGUGCAGAAGGAAUGGACACUGGGAGAGGGAAUGCAAUAUGGGGGACAGAGCGUUCUCAAGGCCACCAAACAUUGGCAGGUUUCAACAAGGAGGUGGCCGAGCACGAGCAGCUGGCCGAGUCUAUGCUAUCACAGGAGCUGAAGCGUCCACUCCAAGUAACCUCAUCACCAACACUUGUUUAUUGCAUGGAAUGCCUUGUUGUGUAUUGUUUGAUUCGAGGGCAACACAUUCCUUCAUCUCGAAGGCAUGUGUGGAUAGACUGGGUUUGGCCGAGAGAGAGAUGCAGCUUGAUUUGGUGGUGUCAACCCCAGUAGUUGGUGAGGUUAGGACGUCCAUUGUAUGUGUUAGAUGUCCUAUUGAGGUAGAAGGGUAUAAGUUUAAGGUGAACCUCAUAUGUUUGCCUCUUCAAGACUUAGAAGUAAUCCUAGGGAUGGAUUGGUUAACCUCCAAUCACAUUCUUAUUGAUUGUGGGAAGAAGAAGUUAAUUUUCCCAAGAGAAGAAGAGAAGCUGACCUUGACGCUCGGUCAGAUCAAAGAGGACCUGAUUGAAGGCGCCAUGAGUUUCUUCAUCCUGACGUAUAUGGACGUAAGUGGAGCAGACCGUUCGGUUGGAGACCGUUCGGUUAUUGAUGAAUUUCUAGACGUCUUUCCGGAAGAGGUGUCAGGCCUACCCCACCAAGAGAGGUUGAGUUUUCCAUUGACUUGA
Molecule: messenger RNA, 960 nt
Organism: Vigna radiata var. radiata (mung bean)
Lineage: Eukaryota; Viridiplantae; Streptophyta; Magnoliopsida; Fabales; Fabaceae
Exons: 1
Coding region: 1-960 (319 amino acids)
Molecular function (GO): nucleic acid binding; zinc ion binding
Source: RefSeq, a predicted model, not a curated record